Carlito syrichta (Philippine tarsier) is the source of this 3993-nucleotide messenger RNA. RefSeq names its product semaphorin 3C (gene SEMA3C). The record is from RefSeq and is a predicted model, not a curated record. Bases 395 to 2650 code for a protein of 751 amino acids. Gene Ontology annotation, molecular function: chemorepellent activity; semaphorin receptor binding. Gene Ontology annotation, biological process: positive regulation of cell migration; negative chemotaxis; semaphorin-plexin signaling pathway. NCBI's taxonomy places the organism in Eukaryota, Metazoa, Chordata, Mammalia, Primates, Tarsiidae. The transcript has 18 exons.
UCGCGGGCGCGCUCGGGGUGGGGCCUCGCGGCCGGCGGGGAUGCAGCGGCGGGGCCGGGCGGGCGAGGCGAGCCGCGCGCCGCGUCGCUGUAACCGGACACCAGAGCGCACGGCCCCUGCGCCGGGCCGCUCUCCAUUCACUCCGAGGUGCCUGAGUGAGCGACGCGGAGAAGGGCGCCGGGUGCCGCGGCCGGCAGCGGGGGGAUUCCUUUACAAAGAAACUCGGAGGUCUCGGAGACUCUCCCCGGUGGGACGCGCUAGAAAUUAAGGUCUUCUGGGAAGAGGACCAGAGACGCGCGCGGAUCCAACCGGGAGGCAGACCUGUGACUCGCCCGUGCUGACUUCUUCCAGCCUCGGUAUUUUCCCUUGGAUAUUAACUUGCAAAUCUGAAGAAAUGGCAUUCCGGGCAGUUUGUGUGUUGGUUGGAGCAUUUAUUUGUUCAAUCUGUGUAAAAGGAUCUUCCCAGCCCCAAGCAAGAGUUUAUUUAACAUUUGAUGAGCUUCGAGAAACCAAGACCUCUGAACACUUCAGCCUAUCCCACCAUCCUUUAGACUACAGGAUUUUAUUAAUGGAUGAAGAUCAGGACCGUAUAUAUGUGGGCAGCAAAGAUCACGUUCUUUCCUUGAAUAUUAACAAUAUAAGUCAAGAACCUUUGAGUGUUUUCUGGCCAGCAUCUACAAUCAAAGUUGAAGAAUGCAAAAUGGCUGGCAAAGAUCCAACACAUGGCUGUGGGAACUUUGUCCGUGUAAUCCAGACUUUCAACCGCACUCAUUUGUAUGUCUGUGGGAGUGGUGCUUUCAGCCCAGUCUGUACUUAUUUGAACAGAGGGAGAAGAUCAGAGGACCAAGUUUUCAUGAUUGACUCCAAGUGUGAAUCUGGAAAAGGACGCUGCUCUUUCAACCCCAAUGUGAACACAGUAUCUGUUAUGAUCAAUGAGGAGCUUUUCUCUGGAAUGUAUAUAGAUUUCAUGGGGACAGAUGCUGCUAUUUUUCGAAGCUUAACAAAGAGGAAUGCAGUCAGAACCGAUCAACACAAUUCCAAGUGGCUAAGUGAACCUAUGUUUGUGGAUGCACAUGUCAUCCCAGAUGGCACUGACCCAAAUGAUGCGAAAGUAUACUUCUUCUUCAAAGAAAAACUUACUGACAAUAACAGAAGCACUAAACACAUUCACUCUAUGAUUGCAAGAAUAUGUCCUAAUGAUACUGGUGGACUGCGUAGCCUUGUCAACAAGUGGACCACCUUCUUAAAAGCGAGGCUGGUGUGCUCAGUAACAGAUGAAGAUGGCCCAGAAACACACUUUGAUGAACUAGAGGAUGUGUUUCUUCUGGAAAUGGAUAAUCCAAGGACAACACUAGUUUAUGGUAUUUUUACAACAUCAAGCUCAGUUUUUAAAGGAUCAGCAGUGUGUGUAUAUCAUUUAUCUGACAUACAGACUGUGUUUAAUGGACCUUUUGCCCACAAAGAGGGGCCCAAUCAUCAGCUGAUUUCCUAUCAAGGUAGAAUUCCAUAUCCUCGCCCUGGAACUUGUCCAGGAGGAGCAUUUACACCCAAUAUGCGAACCACCAAGGAGUUCCCAGAUGAUGUUGUCACUUUUAUUCGAAACCAUCCUCUCAUGUACAAUUCCAUCUACCCAGUCCACAGAAGGCCUCUGAUUGUUCGUAUAGGAACUGACUACAAGUAUACAAAGAUAGCGGUGGACCGAGUGAAUGCUGCUGAUGGUCGAUACCACGUCCUGUUUCUUGGAACAGAUCGAGGAACUGUCCAAAAGGUGGUUGUUCUUCCUACUAACAGCUCUGCCAGUGGCGAGCUUAUUCUGGAGGAGCUGGAAGUCUUUAAGAAUCAUGCUCCCAUAACAACAAUGAAAAUUUCAUCCAAAAAGCAACAAUUGUAUGUGAGUUCCAAUGAAGGGGUUUCCCAAGUGUCUCUGCAUCGCUGCCACAUCUACGGCACAGCCUGUGCUGACUGCUGCCUGGCACGGGACCCAUACUGUGCCUGGGAUGGCCAUUCCUGCUCUAGAUUCUACCCAACUGGGAAGCGGAGGAGCCGAAGACAAGAUGUGAGACAUGGAAAUCCACUGACACAAUGCAGAGGAUUUAACCUAAAAGCAUAUAGAAAUGCAGCUGAAAUUGUUCAGUAUGGAGUAAAAAAUAACACCACUUUUCUUGAGUGUGCCCCCAAGUCUCCACAGGCAUCUAUCAAGUGGCUAUUACAGAAGGACAAAGACAGGAGGAAAGAGGUCAAGCUGAAUGAACGAAUCAUAGCCACUUCGCAAGGACUCCUGAUCCGCUCUGUUCAAGAUUCUGACCAAGGACUGUAUCACUGCAUUGCAACAGAAAACAGUUUCAAGCAGACCAUAGCCAAGAUCAACUUCAAAGUUUUAGAUUCAGAAAUGGUAGCUGUUGUGACAGACAAAUGGUCUCCAUGGACCUGGGCCAGCUCUGUGAGGGCUUUACCCUUCCACCCGAAGGACAUCAUGGGAGCAUUUAGCCACUCCGAAAUGCAGAUGAUUAAUCAAUACUGUAAAGACACUCGGCAGCAACAUCCACAGGGAGAAGAACCACAAAAAAUGAGAGGGGACUAUGGCAAAUUAAAGGCUCUCAUCAAUAGCCGGAAAAGUAGAAACAGGAGGAAUCAGUUGCCAGAGUCAUAAUAUUUUUGUACAUGGGGCUUUUGCUUCCAGUAACAAAUGCUCUACCUUCAAUGAUCAAAUUUUGAGCAAAGAAUUUUGUGUUUUACCCAUGGGAAAUUCCUGAAAAAGGUGAUCACUCACUCCUAAAGUGAGUUUUUCAUGAACUGAAAUGAGCAUGCAUUUUCUUGUAUGAUAUUGACUAGCACUAGACAUGUCAUGGUCCUCAUGGUGCAUAUAAAUAUUUAACUUAACCCAGAUUUUAUUUAUGUCUUUAUUCACCUUUUCUUCAAAAUCAAUAUGACAGCUACAAAAUGAGAAUUGUUACAUCCUUCAAUCGAACGAGGGCCAAACCCUGUAUGUUCUCUCCCUGCUGUCGAGCUUUAGAUUUCUAAUUGUCAGUGAUUUUAUAUCUGAAAACAAGUUCCAAAUUCACAUAGUAAAAGUCACAUAAAUACAUGUCACAGAGUGGCUAUGAAAAUAUAUGUAAAAUAGAUAAAAGAUAAAGAAGAGGGCAUCUAAAAUUUGUCUAAAAAUAUGACUCAUUCAUGAAGAGACAUGAUGAGUUUAUAUGCUUCCAGUGAAAUAUAUUAUGUUGUUUGUUUUGUGAAAACUAUAAAAAUUAUCUGUGGCAGAUAUCUGUCAUUGACCUUUAUUUCCUUGUUUCAGAAAGACAAAAUCAGUAACCUAUACCAUGAAAAUCUUUGAUACAAGUUAUAUCAGUGAAGCAGUUAGGUUUAUGUUGUUAUGUUAUCACCUUCCAAACAAAUGCACUUUCUUUUGUUGGAAGUGAUUUAAGUUAUUUUAGACUCAAAUAAUAUAAUCUUGCAAUGUUUAAUGAUUACUAUUUUUAUUCUAAUUUCCUAGUCUGUGUGACAAAUUAAACAAUAUAAGAAGAAAACAUUUUUGAAUUAUUAAACUUAUAAGGGGUGAAGCCAUCAAAAACGAAAAAAAAAAAGAAAAAUCAGAGUAGAAAAUGAAACUUUAUUAAGAGGAGCUUAUAGCAAAUGUGGCUAGUUUUUCACCUCAGUACUCAAGCGCAAUGAUUAUCUCUUACAUUUAUUAAAACCAAGCUCAGAUAUCAUACUGAUUUUUAAGUCAAUAUUUCAUAUUUUAUGAUCUUUUGAUUGUGAUGAUGAGGUGCUCAUUAUGUCUAGAAAGGAAAAUAGUAAUAUGAAUACAAUUAAACAUUCUAUCUUUUAGGAGAAUAAUGGUACAUUGUUCACUGGUCUAUAAAUGUAAAUGUGGAAGUUUUGUGAGGAAUACAACAAUUAUCUUCUAAUUGUAUGUUUGGAUAUUUUGAUUAGAAUAUUUUAAUACUAAAAUGUAGUUGCUCCAAUAAAAAUUAGCCAAAAAAAUAUGAAAAA